Molecule: messenger RNA, 864 nt
Organism: Centropristis striata (black sea bass)
Lineage: Eukaryota; Metazoa; Chordata; Actinopteri; Perciformes; Serranidae
Product: odorant receptor 131-2-like
Exons: 1
Coding region: 1-864 (287 amino acids)
Biological process (GO): G protein-coupled receptor signaling pathway
Cellular component (GO): membrane
Molecular function (GO): G protein-coupled receptor activity
Source: RefSeq, a predicted model, not a curated record
AUGGGGUCAAUCUGUUCUUUUUCCUACAUUAACUGUGUUCUGCUGGUCACCCUGAGGAGUAAGCAGAUGUUUUGCGAGACAUCCCGCUUUAUCCUACUGUACAACCUGCUCUUUGCAGACACUGCUAAGCAGGUACCAAACCUUCUGCUUUACCUGCUGCCUUUUUUUCAGAUAAAGGUUCCAUAUUCAGCAUGUGGUUUACUUGUUGUGCUCUCAGUUCUUACAGAGUCAAUCUCCCCCCUCACCCUGGCUGUGAUGGCAAUUGAGAGAUAUGUGGCUGUAUGCCAUCCACUGAAGCAUGCCACCAUCUUCACUGUGAGAAGCACGGGCAUGGCUAUUGCUGUGGUGUGGACUUUUAGUUUAAUCCACAUCCUCAUUCGACUAUUUAUGCUGGUAUAUGUGAUUGCAAAAAUCCACCCUAAUCUAUUUGUAAUUGACAUUUGUUCGAGAGAAGCAAUAUUUUUUGCACCAAUCUUUCAUGAUUUUGAAAAGGCACAGGCCAGCACUCUGUUUCUGUCAGUGGGUUCAAUAAUCAUAGGCUCCUACAUUGGUGUAGCUCUUAUAGCCAGGUCUGCCUCAACAGACAAAGUGUCAGCCAAAAAGGCUCUUCAAACACUUCUGCUUCACCUGGUUCAGCUAUGCCUGGUUCUAACAGCUCCCAUGUUCUCCACCACCAUCAUAGCCAUGGCCAGAAUUGUGGGGAGGUUGACAAUUAUACGGAUUUACAAUGUAGGUUUUGUGUUUUUUAUUAUCCUUCCAAGGUGUCUGAGUGCUCUCAUCUACGGACUCAGGGAUCAAACCAUCAGACCCAUGCUCCUGCAAAAUCUGUGUUGUUGGUGGAGAUGCAGUAAUAAUUUGAAGUGA